Molecule: messenger RNA, 3414 nt
Organism: Branchiostoma belcheri (Belcher's lancelet)
Lineage: Eukaryota; Metazoa; Chordata; Leptocardii; Amphioxiformes; Branchiostomatidae
Product: zinc finger protein 37 homolog
Exons: 3
Coding region: 1711-3387 (558 amino acids)
Biological process (GO): regulation of transcription by RNA polymerase II
Cellular component (GO): nucleus
Molecular function (GO): RNA polymerase II transcription regulatory region sequence-specific DNA binding; DNA-binding transcription factor activity, RNA polymerase II-specific
Source: RefSeq, a predicted model, not a curated record
AUUAAGAGGUCAGCCGGGGUGACGCUGAGAAAAACUCUCCGUGGAAGGCUGCAGUCACGAUGGAAGAGGACGAUGACACACACCAGUGUCGGGCCUGCAAAAUGGUCAUCCAGGGUCUGGACAACUACGUCCAACACAGAAAGUUCACUUGUGCUCGUCUAACGGGCAAAGAGUCUCAGAAAGAUGAGAGUAAAACUUGCAGCAUACCUGUGGCAAAAGAUGGUACUAGUACCUCAAAACUCCCUGAAGGUGUUAGAGAUGCAAAUGAAGGAAACUCUGACAUAUUUUCUGAGGCAUUCGCAGCUACAUUCAUGGGCAGAACAGGGAAUGAAAAUAAUCAUGCAUCAAGCUCUUUCCAGAGUCCAAGAGUUGACAAAGAUGAUGUUGAAAAUGUUGAUAGCCAGCCUCAUGAUAACAGUGAAGAAUCAGACAAGGUAGAAACAGGCAGUCCUGGCUGUCCUCCAAUGAUCAUGACCGUGGAGUGUGUGGAUGACAAGGUGAAGGAUCGUCAUAAAAAACCAAGCAGUCAAAACUACAACAAGAUUCCAUUCCUAAAACCAUGCACAACGCGGAUGGGCUUCUCCUGUAAGCCUUGUGGAGUGGAGUUUAACAACACUUUUGACAUCAAGAAACAUCUUACCAGCAAACAACACUUGAGAAAAGUUGGCCUUGUUGAAGAAGAUGCUGAGAACUCCAACGGGAAGUGGUCAGAAGAAGUUGAAGGGGAAAGACCCAAGAGUCCUCCCAUGGCCAUGACAGUGGACUGUGUCAAUGAUGACUUGAGCUCUGAUGAUGGUGGCGGAUUUGGUCCAGACAACAUGGAGGAUGACGACAUACCUCACGAUGAAGACACUCCUCAGGCCACAGGCUCUGCAUCAGGGGUGGAUGAUAUCGAAGUACAGGGUACUUACUGUGAUGUUUGUCAUCAAGAGUUUGAGUACAAGUCUAAAUUGAAAGAACACCUCCGUAGUAAAAAGCAUCACAGAGCAGCUAUGGAGCGUAGUGAAGGCUAUUGUGAGGCAUGUAAAUAUGAUUACAGUUAUCCAUCCAGAUUAAAAUCACACCUGGAGAGUAAGAAACACCUCAGGGUAGCCGGGGCUCUUGCUGGUACAGGCAAAAGUGAUGGCUACUGUGAAGUAUGCCAAAAGGAUUUGAUGUAUAAAUCCAAACUGGAAAAACACCUUUGCAGUAAAAAACAUAUCCAGGCAACCAGUGAAGAAACAACCAAUACCAGUGAGACGUCUGACAAGGAUAUGGCAGUUGGAGAGGAGGGAGCGAGUGAGGCAAGCAACGAGUUCAUAGACAAAGGCAACCACUGUACAUCUGCACAUGAAGAUGUGCCACAGGAUACUGACAGUAAGACAGCUCAGAAGGACAUUGGGACUAGAUACAAACUGAGAGAACACCCUGAGAGUGGAAAGCACCUCAAAGCUGCCAAUGAUGGCUAUUGUGAGGUCUGUCAAGUGGACUAUAAGUGUAAGUCACAACUAGAUUUACACCUAGGUACGAAGAAGCACCGUAAAGCUGCCAUUGGGGAUCCAGCCAAGAGUGGUCUUGGUUAUUGUAAGGUAUGUCAGUGGGAUUAUAAGUGUAAGUCCAAGUUAGAGCAACACUUCCUUACUGAAAAGCACGUCAGAGCAGUCAUCAGAAAACAAAGUAGUACCAGGAAAACAGCCAGUGCCCCAUCCAAGAGAAGGAAAGGUACAGGCCAUGAGGAUGAUGAAGGAACUACCAGCGCCAAGUCCAAGACAGAAAGCAACAUGCCAAAAUGUUGAGGACUCUGCAACUGGGAAUAAAGGAGAAACCCAGAAGGAAGACAGGAAUUUUGAAGAGGGUGACACGGAGACCCAUGUAGAUGUAAGCAUGGAAAGCAGCAUGAAGAAUGACAGCAAGGUUAAGAAUAAGAAGAAGCAAAAGAAAAGAAAGAAGUUGACUCAAAUUGAUAGUUCUGAUUGUUCUUCAGCUGAUGAGUACAGUGAAGUAUCAGAUCACAGGAAGAAGGCAAGGCAUAUUGGAAGAACCCCCAAUUACACAAAGCCUAAGCAAAAGGUGAAGGAAUACAGGAAACGCCGUGAGAAAGUAGCAGCUAAGGUUGCAUGUAAAUAUUGUAACAAGAUCUUUACCAUUGCUGCUUUUCUGUACAAUCAUGUAGAAAAGCAUUGCAAGAUGAAGAAAGACCCUCACCUGUGUUAUCCUUGCAGACAUGUAGCCUACACCAGUGAGGAACAUGAGGAGCACUGUAAAACACAGGACCAUGCUGUACUUCAGGAGAUAUACAAACACAUCAAGGAAAGCCAGGAAGGGUGUAUUAAGUACAGAUGCACCAUAUGUGAAUACCAGUCAGGUAAUAUGGAGGAAAUAGAGAUUCAUGUACCGAAGCACCUUGCUGAUGAUGGCAAGGUGUUUCCCUGUAAUUACUGUAACAAGUUGUACCCAUCAAGAUAUAGAAGACAGCUUCACAUAGAAAAACUGCACACAAAAACCUGGAAGAAAACAGCUAUCUGUGAUGUCUGUGGAAAGUGUUUCUAUGGGUCUACAGAAUUGAACAUGCACAUGAGACUGCACCAGGGAAUAAAACCUCACAAGUGCACCCACGAGGGCUGCACAUACAGGGCUAAGGUACCUUCAGAGCUCAAGACUCAUAUGAUGAGGCAUGCAGGGGAGAAGCCAUUCCUCUGCGACAGGUGCUCAUAUGCCAGUGUCACCAAACAGGGCUUGACCAGGCACGUCCGCCACGUGCACACAAAACCCGCGGACAAAUUGCUGAAAUGUGAACAGUGUGGCUACACCACCAUGCAAGCCCAUAAUUUGACGAGGCACAUUACAACACAUACAGGUGAAAAACCCUUCAAGUGUCCACACUGUCCCUAUAGGUGUAAUGAUGAUGGGAACCUUCGUAAACACAUCCUGAAGAGCGGGAAGCACAAAGGGGUGAAGCUGUACAACUGCAAGUCGUGUGACUUCGGCACAAAUCGAGUUCUCGACUUCUUCAACCACCAGAGAGGCACCCACGGGAUGGCCAUAGUUGAAGACUACAAGGGGUCCUUCAUGUCUGGGACGACCAUAGACAAUAUGAACCCGCGCUUUCAUCGUGUCUCUAGCAGCAACCAGCAACAGGGCCCAGCAGGAGGAACGACAGACAAGCAAGAAGGGGAGGUGGCAUCUGCCAUAGCAGCCAUUGUCCCCAACGACGACAUUCCAGAUGUGGAAAGUGAAGAGAUGGCCUCAGACAACACGCAGCCAUCCAACGCUGUCGGUAUCUUAGAAGAUUUAGUGGAGGAGAUGUCAGCAAGUCUUCAAACAACAACAGAAGAGGAACAUCAAGAAGAGGAACAACAAGAAGAGGAACAGCAAGAAAAGGAACAGCAAGACACAGAAAUGUUUUAGGAGAACUGGUUAAUGGGAAAUAUAAAA